UACACUAUCUUCGUCAGGCCGGAGACACCCGAACGAGGUUUUAGCACCAUUUCAUUCGUCCAUUUUAGGACGAUUACUUGAAUCUUAUUUUGAGAAAGAGGGCAAAAUUAUUACUGGAAUGGAAAUUAUCGAGAAAGGAAAAAAUUGUUUUGCAAGACGAUGGUGGUGGAGCUUGAGGGUGUCAAUGAGAGGGUGAAGGGGAAAACAUUUUAUUUUCUUAGAGAGAGAAAAAAACGAGGGGGGGAAGAGAGAGAGUGCGAGUUUUCUUUCCCCAUUUUCCCUCUUUCAGAGAGAGGUGGUCGAGGAGAGUCUUAACCUCUGAGAUCAUCCUGAGAAGGGAAGUCAAGAAAAAUGUCGCAGAAAUUUUUCUGGGCUAUUUCAACAUAUUAAAAAUCAUUGCUUUUAUUUAUUUAGUUUUUCAUUUUUAUAUUAACAAUCUUCUUAUUUCGAUCACCAUUUUCCCACCUAUCAAUUCGUAUUCUUGUUCAAAACCUUCGACUUUUUUCGGCCCUCUGCAUUUUCUUUGAACCAGUCUGCAUAUACAAUCUGUCGGAGGGUUGUGAAUUCGCAUUCUUUUCCUACAUUGAGAAGGCAACUGAAGAAUUCUUGUCCCUCCUUCAAUUCUGGUGGGCUUUCUCUGCAUGUCUUUAUUUGCCCUUUUGCUUUUUCUUCGGUUCCUUGUUCCCAAGCUCAAGGUGGAAUCUUUUGGGAUAAUUGAUUCAACCGGGUUGUGCAGUUUUCUGUAAGAAGGUUAUAGCACUAUUUAACCUGGUUGAAGAUGAGAUGUUCAAGAUGCUAACAUAGAUUCUUUUACUUGCUAUCUAAUUUCUGCUUGGGAGGAGGUUUCUAUAUGUACAGUUGUAUUAGUUUUGUGAGCUGAAGAGUUGGUGAUGUGCUGGAUCAUUUGUAUGUUUAUUGAACAAGUCUUCAUUUCUCGGAGGGGUGUUAUUCGGUGAAAAACUGGCGAAUGUAUUAUUCCUUUUAUAGAGUCUGGUUGUUGGCAGAAACUGCCUCCACCACUCUGAGCAAGCAAUGGGGGAGAAAUGGACUGCUUAUGGAUUGCAGUUGUUUUGUUUAAUGUUUUCGAUACUAGUUUUUAAAGUUCAUGGAUGCUGCACGCUCAAUUCUGAAGGAUUGGCACUAUUUCAAUUUCGAUCAAAGGUUGAGGCUGAUCCAUUUGGAGCUUUUGCCAAUUGGAAUCCGAAUGACUGUGACCCUUGCAUGUGGUCAGGCAUUGAGUGCUUGGACGGCCAAGUGGUUACGCUAAAUCAAAGUGGACUUGAUUUAGAGGGAGUUUUGGCACCAGAACUUGGAAAUCUUAUGCAUCUAAGAAUUCUGGACCUGUCAAAGAACCAUCUUUCUGGAACCAUACCUCCAGAGUUUGGACGCCUUUUGACACUGGAGGUUUUGGACUUGAGGGAUAAUUACCUGAGUGGAACCGUGCCUACUGAAAUAGGAAGACUGCAUUCGCUGAAGCGCUUGCUGCUCUGCAAUAACCAAUUUGAAGGUAGCAUUCCUGUGGAGGUUGGAAAGUUGAGUUUGCUAUCUGAUUUCCAGUUUGAUGGCAUCCUUUCAACUGCUUCUGCUGUUAGACUUCGCUUCUUCAAUAGAAAAUUUGGGCAUUUCAUCUGGCCGAGUUUUGUAAAACCAUCGAAGAAAACAGAUUCAUUCAAGUCACUACUAACAUGGAGGUUCACAGAUUACCUUGAUCUGCUCCCCAAGUUCAUGCUGAGAAAUGAUUCUUCACAAGAAUGUGCUGGUAAUUGCUGCAUCAAUGAAGCAGGUGCCAACACGUGUAAGGAGCAAGCAAAUAAUGUUCGUCGCGUGUUAGUUGAACAGCCUGCAAACCUUGCGGCUCUCCCUGCCAACCUUAAAGGGGCUCCAAUCCCAAAUGAAACUGCCCCUCCUCUUCCAAGCAGAAGCAGUGGUUCAUUUCCUGCUAUCCCAAAUAAGAAGCUGGCUCCUGCCCCUGCACCCUCAUCUACUUCUGGUCAUGAGAGUAGCCUUCAUGAGCCUCCUAGUCCAGCUGUUGCCAGCCAGUCGAAUAAUGAGGCAUCACGUGGAAGCUCUGGCAGUUCACUGACGCUUAUAAUAUUAAUAUCCAUUGCAGUUUUGUUGCUCAUUGUUGCAGCAGUUGUACUAUUCGUCUGCAGAAGGAAAGCAAAAACCAUUCGCCCUUGGAAGACUGGAUUGAGCGGGCAACUGCAGAAGGCCUUUGUUACAGGCGUCCCGAAAUUGAAUCGAUCUGAGCUAGAAACUGCAUGUGAGGAUUUCAGCAACAUCGUGUAUACUAAAGAGGGCGUGGCCACUUUGUUCAAGGGAACUCUAUCAAGUGGAGUGGAGAUUGCCGUUGGAACAACUGCCAUAGCAUCCAAAAACACAUGGUCGAAGCGUGCUGAAAUAGCAUUCAGAAAAGAGAUUGAUAGUUUGUCCAGAGUGAAUCAUAAGAAUUUUAGCAAUCUCAUCGGGUACUGCUGCGAAGAUGAACCAUUCACAAGGAUGAUGGUUUUCGAGUACGCUCCCAAUGGCUCUCUAUUUGAACGCUUGCAUGUUGUAGACAUCGAACACCUCGACUGGAAUGCAAGGAUGAGGGUUAUCAUGGGAGUCGCCUAUUGCCUUCAGCACUUGCAUGGUCUUAAUCCACCAUUGGCACAUCUCAACUUGAAUUCCAAUGAAGUAUUUUUGACGGAUGAUCAUGCAGCGAAAAUUGCAGAUGUCAGUUUCUGGGAAAAACUCGUAUCCACCUCGAAGAGUCACACAGAAAAUGAUACGGGCCACUCCGGAUUGCCUCCACAUUCCGAUGUUGAAACAAACAUCCACAGUUUCGGGAUCUUGAUGUUGGAGGUCAUAUCUGGAAGGCUGCCUUAUUCAGAAGAACAAGGCAAUAUCUUAGAUUGGGCGAAUUCUUAUAUUCAUGACAAGAAGAUAAUCAACCAGUUGAUAGAUCCAACAUUGGAGUCAUUCAACGACGACCAACUUGAUGCUGUGUGCGAAGCAAUCCGAGAAUGUACUAAAAAGGAUUUGAGGGAACGGCCUUGUAUGAGUGAAGUUAUUCUUAAAUUGAAACAAGGUCUUGAUAUAUCACCGGAGGUUGCAUGUCCCCGACUUUCUCCCCUUUGGUGGGCUGAACUAGAGAUUUUGUCUUCAGAAGCGACAUGAUGGCAAAAUUCUAUGCCCUUUGUACUAACAUUUGGAUCCAGACUUUCUUAAUUUGCAAUUACACAUUACUUUUAUUGUC
Molecule: messenger RNA, 3238 nt
Organism: Andrographis paniculata
Lineage: Eukaryota; Viridiplantae; Streptophyta; Magnoliopsida; Lamiales; Acanthaceae
Product: protein MALE DISCOVERER 2-like
Exons: 14
Coding region: 1033-3159 (708 amino acids)
Biological process (GO): protein phosphorylation
Molecular function (GO): protein kinase activity; protein binding; ATP binding
Source: RefSeq, a predicted model, not a curated record